Molecule: messenger RNA, 420 nt
Organism: Homarus americanus (American lobster)
Lineage: Eukaryota; Metazoa; Arthropoda; Malacostraca; Decapoda; Nephropidae
Exons: 4
Coding region: 1-420 (139 amino acids)
Biological process (GO): imaginal disc-derived wing hair organization
Cellular component (GO): cell cortex
Source: RefSeq, a predicted model, not a curated record
AUGGGCGAGUGUGGGUGUGUGGAGGGCGGCGGGGUGGUGACGAUGGGCCCGGGGGAAGGGUGCCCGUGCCAGUGCCCGCCCACCACGCCCACUUUCAGGGAUGACUCCACUACCUGUAUCGCCACCCUAGACGAGUGUUCCGUGGCGGACUUCGUUAGCAGUUCAGGCUCCGAGAAGAUCCCGUAUGUGUACAUGCCCAUGAAGCAUCAGCUGGUCCACCCCACAGCUGAGGUCGCCCUUCUAGGUCUGGAACACGGCGGGUCUCCUGUGUUGUCCCCCGUGUGUGUGAUCACCAAGGGCACCAUCCUCACUCAUGAUGGCUGGCAGAAUAUGGCCAACACCUCCACCUUUGAGCCUCCCUUCAGACUGUUUCGGGACAGUGGGAUUUACGUACGUACAGUCACCAAACAUGUCGAGUAA